ACAUUCUUCACUCAACCACAUCCAUAUUCAAUUUGCAAAUUCGAAAACCUAAAUUCUCAAUUUCUUCAAUGGCGCCAAAGGGGGAGAAGAAGCCAGCUGAGAAGAAACCCGCGGAGGAGAAGAAAACGACUGUAGCUGAGAAGGCUCCGGCUGAGAAGAAGCCAAAGGCCGGAAAGAAGCUGCCUAAGGAUGGCGGUGCCGCCGCCGGAGACAAGAAGAAGAAGAGAAACAAGAAGAGUGUGGAGACAUACAAGAUCUACAUCUUCAAAGUUCUGAAACAAGUUCACCCUGACAUUGGCAUCUCAAGCAAGGCCAUGGGUAUCAUGAACAGUUUCAUCAACGACAUCUUCGAGAAGCUAGCUGCCGAAUCUUCAAGACUUGCAAGGUACAACAAGAAGCCAACAAUCACUUCUAGGGAAAUUCAGACCGCGGUCAGGCUUGUUCUGCCCGGAGAAUUGGCCAAGCAUGCCGUCUCUGAGGGUACCAAAGCUGUGACUAAGUUCACUAGUUCUUAGAUUUUUAGGUUCUUGUUUGCUGCGUUGAUUUUGAACUUUUAUCUUUUGUAAAUUGGAAUGAAGUAGUGGGAACCGUUGAAUCUUUUCUGUGUAUGAAAAUGAUGAUUUUAUUCUAAUAUACUUCAAAAUGACUUAUCUUAAA
Messenger RNA from Lathyrus oleraceus (garden pea), 657 nucleotides. Its product is annotated as probable histone H2B.1. The transcript has a single exon. The coding region runs from base 69 to 515 and encodes 148 amino acids. Gene Ontology annotation, cellular component: nucleosome. NCBI's taxonomy places the organism in Eukaryota, Viridiplantae, Streptophyta, Magnoliopsida, Fabales, Fabaceae. Gene Ontology annotation, molecular function: structural constituent of chromatin; protein heterodimerization activity; DNA binding. The record is from RefSeq and is a predicted model, not a curated record.